This is a messenger RNA of Anolis sagrei ordinatus, 2529 nucleotides long. The record is from RefSeq and is a predicted model, not a curated record. NCBI's taxonomy places the organism in Eukaryota, Metazoa, Chordata, Lepidosauria, Squamata, Anolidae.
AUGGACGUGUGCAGUACACUUCUUGAAUUAGCCAGAGAAUGUUCAUCUGAAGGCUCUGGUCCAUUUGAAGCAUGGAGAAGAGAUCCUGAUGUGGUUUGUGUUACACCAGCAUGUCCAGAAUCCAAAAUUUACAGAGACUGUGGCCCUUCCAAUCAGGCAACAUGUUCUUAUAUGUCUGUUUACCAAGAUGCCGGAUGUGUGAGUGGCUGUGUAUGCCCAGAAGGUUAUGUGGUCGAUGACAUUGGAGAAAAUGGCAAAUGUAUUAAGAAAAGAAAAUGUGCUUGCAAAUUUGAUGGAAAAGUAUACAGACCAGGUGAAAAGCGGAAAGGUCCUUGUAAUUCAGAAUGCACUUGCAAGGAUGCAAAAUGGACCUGCACUGAAUCCUUAUGUCCAGGGCGAUGCUCAGUAGAAGGACCUUUCAUCACAACCUUUGAUGGCAUCUCUUACACCUAUGCUGGAGACUGUCACUUUGUAGCAAUCCAGCACAAGAACUGGUCUCUGAGUGUGGAACUGCGUCCUUGUCACAAUGGUCCAGCUGAGACGUGUCUCAAGAGUGUGACUUUAGCUCUGGGACUGCCUCUUUCAGCAGAGAAAUACAUAUUCCAUAACAAUGGCAGCUUCUUCAAUGACAAGAUAAAGCAAGAAGAUUAUUAUGCUUCAGAUACAAUUGUCAUCUUCAGGCGGUCUUCAUCCUAUAUUGAAGCACAAUUAUAUUUUGGCUUAAAUAUACAAAUACAGCUUGUCCCAACUAUGCAGGUCUAUGCCACGCUGCCAGCGAAAAAAUAUACAAACACAGGAGGACUCUGUGGUUCAUUCAACAACAAAGCCGAAGAUGAGUUUAUGUCAAGUCAGAACAUCCUGGAGGUGACCCCUGAAGCAUUUGCAAGGUCCUGGGAAAUGAUGACAUGUCCUAAAGUCAGACAGUUAUCAUGCGCCAGCAUAGAGAAAGAAAAAUUUGCCAAAAAACACUGUGCAGUCCUUACUGAUGCUAACGGAGUAUUUGCUGCUGGCCAUUCUAUAUUGGACUACAGAUCCUACUAUGAAAAAUGUCUUCUGUCCACUUGUGUAUGUGAAGAAAUCAAGGAUUGUUUGUGCACAGCUCUAGGAAACUACGUUAAGGCAUGCACUAAACACGGAGUAUACAUAACUAAUUGGAGAAGGGGAUUUUGUGUAACUUGUGAAGGUGGAGCUGAAUUUGUGACUUGUUCUGACCCAAAUACAAAGAGAAGAAUUGAGAAAACAUGCACUAGUCUGAACAUGCCUCAAUUGUCUACGGAUAUGCUUUGCACGCCCGGUUGCUAUUGUCCUUUACACAUGGUUCGAGACAGUGAGGGAAAGUGCGUUCUACCAACCAGUUGUCCAUGUUUUUACAGCGGUCGGCAAUAUGAACGAGGCAGCUUGAUAAAAAUUUCAUGUAAUACAUGCACAUGUGUACAAGGAACUUGGAAGUGUGCGACAAAUAAAUGCCAGAGUUCUUGCCAUAUCUAUGGGGAUGGUCAGAUCCAAACAUUUGAUGGAAAGUGGUACAGUUACGAUGGACUUUGCCAGUAUGUGCUUGCUGAGGACUUCUGUGGUAAAGAAGAUGGGUCUUUCAGAGUCCUAACGGAAAGUAUCCCAUGCUGUGAAAAUGGAAUUACGUGCUCAAGAAAAAUCACCGUGGUUGUAGAGGGUGGCACCCUUGUUCUAGAAGAUGGAAAAUUCAUGUUUACUAAAGACGCUGGAAGUACUAAAUGUACAGACAAGGAGCCCUACACUGUCCACACUGUUGGAUUGUAUUUGAUCAUCAGAUUCAACCAUGGAAUAACUUUGAUUUGGGACAAAAACACAAGAGUUUCGAUUAUCAUGGAUUCCGACUGGAAUAAACAAACAUGUGGCCUUUGUGGAAAUCACAAUGGAAAGAUUCUGGAUGAAUUUACUACCAGAGUAGGUUCCCUGGCAGCCGGAGCGGUGGAGUUUGGCAACAGCUGGAAAACAAGCCCCAUGUGUUCUGACACAGUUUCUGAAAUUUUUCCAUGUGAUGCAAAUGCAUACUGCAAAGACUGGGCUGUCAGGAAAUGUGAAAUCAUCAUGGACCAACAUUUCAGGGUGUGCCACAACAAGGUUGACCCCACUCCAUAUCACAAGGCUUGCAUUGAGGAAUCUUGUGUGUGCACCAUGGAAGGAAAAUAUCACGGGUUUUGUACUGCUGUGUCAAUGUAUGCAGAGGCAUGUUCAGCAGUCGGCGUCUGUAUAUCUUGGCGUACUCCAGAACUUUGCCCUGUCUUCUGUGAUUACUACAAUGCACCCGGGGAGUGUAGCUGGCAUUAUAGGCCCUGUGGAAGCAUGGCAACCAAAACCUGUAAGCAAAAUGCAGGUAACUGGACUCUUCCAUCUGUCUUGGAAGGUUGUUAUGCAAAGUGUCCAGAACACGCACCUUAUUUAGAUGAAAACACCAUGAAAUGUGUCCAUUUGUCAGACUGCACAUGCUAUCACAAUGAAGUAGUGUCACCUGGAGAAGUCAUUUAUGAUGAAUGUGGCAGACUAUGGUAA